Molecule: messenger RNA, 1339 nt
Organism: Carcharodon carcharias (great white shark)
Lineage: Eukaryota; Metazoa; Chordata; Chondrichthyes; Lamniformes; Lamnidae
Gene: polr3h
Product: polymerase (RNA) III (DNA directed) polypeptide H
Exons: 7
Coding region: 321-944 (207 amino acids)
Biological process (GO): DNA-templated transcription; transcription initiation at RNA polymerase III promoter
Cellular component (GO): RNA polymerase III complex
Molecular function (GO): DNA binding; DNA-directed RNA polymerase activity
Source: RefSeq, a predicted model, not a curated record
CCCCAUCUCCUCCCCAUCCCCAUCCCUCUCCUCACUGAGACCACCCAUUUCCAUCUCCGUAACUUCGCCCGACUUCACCCCGUCUCAGCUCAUCCACUGCUGAAACCCUCAUUCCUGCCUUAGUGACCUCCAGAAUCGGCUAUUCCAACACACUCCUGGCUGCUCCCACACUCUCCCCUCUGUAAACCUGAGGUCAUCCAAAACUCUACUCAAGUCCUGAUGAAGGGUCAUACGGACUCGAAAGGUUAACUGUGCUCCUCUCCGCAGAUGAUGUCAGACCUGCUGAGUUUUUCCAGUACGCUGAUCCUGUCCUGCCAAACAUGUUUGUUCUGGUGGAGAUGGUGGACACGGUGCGGAUCCCACCCUGGCUUUUUGAAAGGAGAUUAAAUGAUGCCAUUGCUGAAGAGCUGAACAAAAAACUGGCAAACAAGGUUGUAUUUAAUGUCGGCCUCUGUAUCUGCCUGUAUGACAUUACCAAGCUGGAAGAUUCCUACAUUUUCCCAGGGGAUGGUGCCUCUCACACCAAAGUACAUUUCCGAUACGUGGUCUUUCGACCCUUUCUGGAUGAGAUUAUAACUGGCAAAAUCAAAGGCUGCAGUCAGGAUGGAGUCCACGUGACCCUGGGAUAUUUUGAUGACAUCCUCAUCCCUCCAGAAUCCCUGCAGCAACCAGCCAAGUUUGAUGAGACGGAGCAGGUGUGGGUGUGGGAAUACGAGACUGACGAGGGUACACACGACCUUUACAUGGAUGUCGGGGAGGAGGUCAGACUCCGAGUGGUGGACGAAACCUUUGUAGACACCUCCCCCACUGGGCCCAGCUCAGCUGACAACUCGAGCUCAACUGCCCCAGCAGAGGAGGCCCAGAGGAAGGAGUCUCCCUACACGCUGACGGGCUCCAUCAGUGAGCCGGGACUGGGGCUCCUGUCGUGGUGGACGAAUGGUUAAUGAGCAGGACUCAAGGCUGUCACUUUGAACGCAGCACGAACACAAUAACUGCCUGCACGGAGCUGCAACUGAAUCUGGCCUUGCUUAGCCAAGCGAUUCCUGAAGGGUUCAGUCUUCUGAGACGAGGACAGACACUGGAUGUUUAACGAGAGCAGGAAGCAUCUGGCGAGCAAGAUCCAGCUGCAACAGAGUGCAUUUUACUAACUAGCAAAUAAACAUGAUGAAUGUUCAAAGAGUGGAAAGUGAAAAUGACUUCCAAUAAAGAAUAUGUAUUUGCUUUGAGGCAGUGUUGACUACCUCACGAUGAAGAGUAACGGUGUGUGCAGUACUAGCCUUGCACUUACUGACUUAAUAACAGCCUAUUUAAGCAGUAAAUUAAACAAGUUUGAUCAAUG